AUGGUGGACUAUUAUCAACAACCACCAGCAGCAAACAACCAGUAUCAACAGGGCUACGACUAUACUCAGCAGGAAGAGGAGUGGGAUCGGGAAGGGCUUUUAGAUCCGGCAUGGGAAAAGCAACAAAAAAAAACUUUUACAGCAUGGUGUAACAGCCAUCUUCGAAAAGCUGGUACUAGCAUCGAAGUCAUAGAGGAGGAUUUUCGUAAUGGUCUCAAAUUAAUGCUGCUCCUAGAAGUCAUAUCGGGAGAACCUCUUCCUCGUCCUGACAGAGGUAAAAUGCGAUUCCACAAGAUUGCAAAUGUUAAUAAGGCUUUAGAAUACAUCGAGAGCAAAGGUGUCAAGCUAGUAUCAAUUGGAGCAGAAGAAAUUGUCGACGGUAAUGUCAAAAUGACUUUGGGUUUAAUUUGGACUAUCAUAUUACGUUUUGCUAUACAAGAUAUUAACGUUGGAGAACUCUCCGCUCGUGAUGGCCUGCUUUUAUGGUGCCAAAGAAAAACUGCUCCUUAUGACAAUGUCAAUGUUCAGAAUUUCCAUACAAGUUGGAAAGAUGGGUUAGCAUUCUGUGCACUUAUUCAUCGUCACCGACCGGAACUGUUGGAUUACUUUAAGCUAACAAAAGCUGACCCGUUACAUAACCUUAAUCUUGCAUUUGAUAUCGCAGAAAAGCACCUUGAUAUUCCAAGGAUGUUAGAUGCUGAAGAUCUUGUGUACAGUCAAAAACCGGAUGAAAAAUCAGUGAUGACAUACGUCUCGUGUUUCUACCACGCAUUCCGUGGUGGUCAUAAGGUUUACAAUAUGGUUAAUAAUGUGCCUGAUGAAAAAGCAGUCAUGACUUACGUCUCCAGUUAUUACCACUGUUUUCUUGGUAUGCACAAGGCUGAAACCGCAGCGCAUCGCAUAUGCCGGGUCCUAAAAGUCAAUCAAGAUAACGAAAAAAUGAUGGAGGACUACGAGAGCCUCGCAAGUGAUUUAUUGGCUUGGAUUCGUCGCUGGAUGCCAUGGUUAUCAAGUCGAUCAUCGGAUGAUAAUUUACAGAUGGUCCAGAAGAAGCUUGAAGAUUUCAGAAAUUACCGAAGGCGUGAAAAACCACCGCGGAUUGAAGAGAAAGGAAACUUAGAAACAUUGUUCAAUACACUGCAAACCAAACUAAGACUUAGCAAUCGCCCAGCUUUCUUACCGACUGAAGGACACUUGAUCAAAGAUAUUAAUGCAGCGUGGAGAGGGCUUGAAGAUUCGGAAAAAGGCUUCGAGGACUGGCUACUUAGCGAAAUGAUGCGCUUGGAACGUUUAGAACAUUUGGUGGAGAAAUUCCGAAGAAAGUGCGAUAUGCACGAAGAGUGGUCUCAUGGCAAAGAAGACGUUCUACGCUCCAACGACUGGCGAUCAAGCGGCCUUUAUAAAAUAAAGGCUUUACGAAAACGUCAUGAAGCCUUCGAAAGUGAUCUUGGAGCUCAUCAGGACAGGGUAGAGCAGAUUGCAGCAAUUGCUCGUGAGCUAAAUAAUUUGAAGUAUCCUAGAAUUGCUGAAAUUAAUUCGCGUUGUCAGACAAUAUGUGACCACUGGGAUCGCCUUGGAUCACUGGCCCAACAAAGAAGAAAACAACUUGAGGAUGCUGAAAGAGUUGCUGAAAAGCUAGACCAUCUAUAUCUUGAUUUUGCUAAAAGAGCUGCUCCUUUCAACAACUGGCUGGACAGCACCCGUGAAGACCUGGCGGACCUUGUUGUUGUUCACGAAAUGAAGGAAAUACAGGAUUUAGUCGAAGCACAUAAUACGUUUAAGACGACGAUACCUGAUGCUGAUGCUGAAUUCAAGAGCAUUGCUAGUAUAGAACAGGAAAUCAUCCAUCUAAUUGAACAACACGGUUUUGAAAGAGAACUAAUAAAAAAUCCAUAUACGGAUUUAACGGGAGGAGACAUCCACCGCAAGUGGGUAGAAGUGCAACAAGCAGUGCCAAAACGAGAUAGUCAACUCCAACGCGAAUUGCAUAGGCAACAAAACAACGAACGUCUGAGGCAACUUUUUGCUGAAAAAGCUAAUUCAGUUGGACCUUACUUGGAAAGACAAUUAGAGCAAGUACUUGCAAUUGGCCUUGGCGGUCGUGGAAGUCUUGAAGGUGCCAUCAGCCAACUAAAGAACAUUUAUCAACAGGCUAUGACCUACAAACCGAACAUUGAUGAACUGGAGAAAAUAAAUCAAGAAAUGCAAGAGAACUUUGUCUUUGAGAACCGAUUCACUCGAUACUCAAUGGAGUCUUUGCGUGUUGGGUGGGAAUCACUGAUUACUUCGAUUAAUCGUACGAUCAAUGAGUGUGAGAAUCAGAUACUGAUGCGUGACAGUAAAGGAAUAACUGAGGAGCAGCUCAACGAAUACCGUGCAUCAUACAAUCAUUUCGACAAAGAUAGGCAGGGACUUGAUCAGGAGCAACUGAAAUCUUGCCUCAUAUCAAUUGGUUACAAUAUUAGGCCUGGAAAAGAGAGAUUUGCUUUAAGGAAAGAGCAGUUCUUAUCAAAAACAGUUGAUGAAAGUAAUGCUAGAGGAAGGAAGUUUCAGGGUGAUCAGGAUAUGGCUAGGAUAUUAUCAAUUUUGGACCCAAAUAGAAUAGGAAGAAUUCCUUUUGAUGCCUUCCUAGACUUUAUGACUCGCGAAACAGGUGACGCCGAUACUGCAGAACAAAUGGUUGACUCAUUUAGGAUCCUCGCUGCCGGAAAGCCUUAUAUCACGGUUGAGGAGAUAAGAAGAGAGUUGCCAACCGAUCAGGCUGAAUAUUGCAUACAACGUAUGAAUUCUUACAAAGCAGUUAAUGGGCCACCUGGAUCUUUCGAUUACGUUACCUUCAGUCAUAGCUUAUAUAGUCAUUAG
This is a messenger RNA of Enterobius vermicularis (human pinworm), 2862 nucleotides long. Lineage: Eukaryota; Metazoa; Nematoda; Chromadorea; Rhabditida; Oxyuridae. The record is from the annotation of a GenBank genome assembly.